AUGUCCCUUCAAGUGAACCUCUCAAGCAGAGAAAUCUCUGAUGCAUAUCAAAAUGUGAUCAAUGCGAGGGGAAUUGACUGGGUCAUCUUCACGUAUGAGGGUGGUACCAAUGAUCUGAAAGUUCAAGCCUCAGGUCACGGCGGCUUGGGGGAACUUGAGGAGGAGUUCUCUGACGGACGAAUGCAAUAUGCUUUUGCGAGGGUAGUGGAUCGAAAUAGUAACCUGCCGAAGUUCGUUCAAAUCAACUGGUGCGGUGACGGAGUUCCCGAAGCGAAGAAAGGACUUUUCCACACCCAUUCCAAUUCUGUGGCCAAGUUUUUACGUGGGGCACACGUCGUGAUUAGUGCUCGAAAUGAGAGCGACGUCACUCCUGCGUUAAUCAUGUCUCGAGUAGAAGCAGCGUCUGGAGCAAAGUACUCUUCACACAAAGAGCAGCCAAGGAAAUUUGAGCCGAUCGCUCCUGUGGGAUCAAGUUAUACACCCGUAGGAAAGGUCGACAUCUCUGCAUUGAAGAAAGCCCCUCCACCCGCAGCCAGACCUGCCUUUUCAGCUUUACCCGCCAAGCCGACUUUUGGAUCUUCGAAACCUGCCUCUUCUGCAGGUUCCCUGUACGGCAGAACGGUUGUCACUGGAUCUGCCCCUGCAGAUGCGUGGCCAGAGGAGGCUCCCAAAGCAACUGCGCCUCCCAAACUUCCUACAGCGAGCCGGCCACCUGUUCUUCCAACCACAUCUCGCCCCGCCUUUAGUGCAAUGCAACCAGCUUCGCCAGCCUCGAUUUCAACUCCUCCAGCUCGCGUUUCACCUGCAUUUACUGCUUCACAACCAUCGCCUCCACCCCGUAUCAUCACCCACGCUGCAGUAUCAUCUACUACGCCCUCAAAACCAGAAGAGCAAGAUAAAAUCGAACCCACGAAAAGUGCUUAUACCCCUGUAUCCCUUCCCACUCCCAAGAAACUCAAGAACCCGUUCUCGGCCUUCGGGCAACAAUCAGCGUCCACGCCCUCCCCGAGCUCGCCGUCAGCUGGAGGUGCGAAAAAGUUGACUUGGAGUGAAAGGCAGGCUUUAGCGAAGAAACAGCAAGAGGAGGAAGAAGUCAGAAGUCGGAGUGCGGCGUAUGUCGCCCCAGCUGCGAGUCCUGUUUCGAAACCUGUGUUCCCGUCCAGUGCGCCUGCUUUUGGGAGGGCUACCGUCUCGCGAGGCGCCCCAAAAAACUUUGGGGGACUUCCCUCAGCUGGUGGUGUAGUCGCUGCUGCUGGUACUGUUGGUGCUGCGGCUGCUGUUGCCGUGUCGACUGCGGACGUCAGAGCCGCAAGAGAUGCAGUUCAAGAAGCGGCUUGGGGAACGGAAGAGGAGCCUGAGCCUGAACAGCCUGAAUAUGAACAACCAGAGCCCGAAGAGCCAACCGAGGUUGAAGAGGUAUACGAACCUCCGCCGCCGCCGCCGCCUCCUCCUCCUCCUCCUCCCGCAUUUGCAACACCUCCGCCUCCACCACGGUUUGAACCUCCUCCAGCAGCGACUUACGAGCCUGAACCGGAGGAAGAGUCACCACCACCACCACCACCACCACCUCCUCCUCCUCCAACAUUACCACCAUUCCAACCGCCCGUUGCCCAGAUGGCUGCCGCAUCAAUCUCUGAACCUACGCCAGCUGUGAAAACACCAUCAUUUGCUGGGAAAGGAGUCGUCGCCGUAGUUCUUUAUGAGUACGAAGCUACGGAAGAUAAUGAGCUAAAUUUGGCCGAAGGCGACUUUGUUGAACACAUUGAGGAAAUCGAUGAGGGGUGGUGGUCCGGUGUUGGACCUGAUGGAAAGACUGGCCUUUUCCCCUCUAAUUAUGUUGAACUUGUUCAUCAACCCGACGAUGUCCAGGAGGAACAGGAGCCAGAGGCAGAUAUCCCUCCGCCUCCGCCUCCUCCGCCACCUCCCCCGCCCCCUAUGGCCCCGAUUGCGCCAGUGCUACCACCGCCUCCCCCUCGCGCGCCUACCCCACCGCCUCUUCCAGCUGCUGAUGGUAUAACGGCCAUCGCAUUAUAUGACUACGACGCUGCGGAAGAUAACGAGAUCACCUUCCGUGAGGGAGAUAGGAUAACUGAGAUUGAACCUGCCUCAGAAGAUUGGUGGCAGGGCCAGAAUCAGAAUGGGGAGGUUGGGUUGUUCCCAGCGAAUUAUGUGGAGGUGCAAGAGUAAGUAUAUUUGAUAGAGUACAAUAAGGAUUGUCGUAUCAUCGAAUUUGAAAUACGAGAACUU
Laccaria bicolor S238N-H82 is the source of this 2247-nucleotide messenger RNA. RefSeq lists its product as uncharacterized. The record is from RefSeq and is a predicted model, not a curated record. Gene Ontology annotation, biological process: regulation of actin filament polymerization. The coding region runs from base 1 to 2187 and encodes 728 amino acids. Lineage: Eukaryota; Fungi; Basidiomycota; Agaricomycetes; Agaricales; Hydnangiaceae. Gene Ontology annotation, cellular component: cortical actin cytoskeleton; actin filament; site of polarized growth. Gene Ontology annotation, molecular function: actin filament binding. The transcript has 10 exons.